GGAUCCGCUAUCAAGAAACUCAAAAUAUGAUUUUUAAUAGAAUACCUUCGUUAUAGUCUAGAUCUACCUGUCCUAAAUCUAUAGACUCUUCUAGAUCUAGAUUGAGGUUAUAAUCUAGAUCUAAUUAGAUAUAGAUUCUAGAUCUAUAUUCAAGACAGAAAAGUCAAAUUAUUGAAAUUCAUUUGCCUUGCAGUGUUAGUUUCUAGAUAUUUCUAAUCAUAAUUCCAAGACCAAAAAAUUAACUUUUUGAGGUUACAAGCAGACAUUAAAGAGACACAAUGGGGGAGUCUCCAAAUGAAUUCAAACUUAGCAAUAUGCCCUCAGAUGGCAUAAGCUCAGUCAAGUUUGGACCUAAUUCCAACCAGUUUCUUCUUGUCUCUUCCUGGGAUGAGACUGUAAGGUUAUAUGAUAUUGUUGGAGAUACAAUGAGAUUCAAAUACACUCACAAUGCAGCUGUUUUGGAUUGUUGCUUUUAUGAUGCAGUACAUUCCUACAGUGGAGGGCUGGACAAAACAUUAAAAACAUAUGACUUCAACACAAGUACAGAUCAAGUUGUUGGUACCCAUGAUGCUCCUAUUAGAUGUGUUGACUAUGCCUCAGAUGUCAAUAUUAUUGUCACAGGCAGUUGGGAUUCUACAGUUAAAUUUUGGGAUCCUCGUCAGUCAUCGUUGGUUGGCUCAUUUGCUCAACCUGAUAAAGUGUAUACAAUGUCAGUAUGUGGUGACUCUUUGAUAGUAGGGACAGCUGGCAGACGGGUUUUAGUCUGGGAUUUGAGAAACAUGGGCUAUGUGCAGCAGAGAAGGGAAUCCAACUUGAAAUAUCAGACUCGAUGUAUUCGGAGUUUUCCUAAUAAACAAGGCUAUGUUCUUAGCUCUAUUGAAGGUCGUGUAGCUGUUGAAUAUUUGGAUCCCAACCCAGAGGUGCAGAGAAAAAAAUAUGCUUUUAAAUGUCACAGAAUUAAAGAAAAUGGUCAAGAGCUUAUCUACCCUGUAAAUGCCAUAGCUUUCCACAAUGGUUACAAUACAUUUGCGACAGGUGGCUCAGAUGGCUAUGUUAAUAUAUGGGAUGGUUUUAACAAAAAACGUCUCUGUCAGUUCCAUAGGUAUCCUACUAGCAUUGCUUCUCUGGCAUUUAGUCAUGAUGGCAGCGUGCUGGCCAUUGCUUCAUCAUUCAUGUAUGAGACAGAGACAGACAAACCUGUUGCGCCAGAUACUGUAUACAUAAGAAAUGUCACUGAUCAAGAGACAAAACCUAAAUUGUAAAGACCAUCAGCUUUGUUGUUAGUUUGUAUUUUCCCCCUUUUAAAAAUGUAUAUAUUUCUUUUUAUUGUUUUUAAUGUGAACUUAUAAAUGAACUAUUUCGCUGUGAAAAA
Messenger RNA from Biomphalaria glabrata, 1372 nucleotides. RefSeq names its product mitotic checkpoint protein BUB3-like. Gene Ontology annotation, biological process: mitotic spindle assembly checkpoint signaling. Gene Ontology annotation, cellular component: bub1-bub3 complex; mitotic checkpoint complex; kinetochore. Gene Ontology annotation, molecular function: ubiquitin binding. The record is from RefSeq and is a predicted model, not a curated record. Lineage: Eukaryota; Metazoa; Mollusca; Gastropoda; Planorbidae. The transcript has 7 exons. The coding region runs from base 279 to 1262 and encodes 327 amino acids.